Messenger RNA from Mesorhabditis spiculigera, 894 nucleotides. NCBI's taxonomy places the organism in Eukaryota, Metazoa, Nematoda, Chromadorea, Rhabditida, Rhabditidae. The record is from the annotation of a GenBank genome assembly.
AUGCUCGUCCUCGUCACCGGAGCCGCGGGCUUCAUUGGCAGUCACACCGUCCUCGAGCUGAUUGAGGCCGGCUAUGAAGUCUACUGCAUCGACAACUUCAGUAACUCAAUCUCAGACGAAUCAGGAAAUGCCCUGUCACUAAAACGCGUCGAAGAGCUGACCGGGAAGAAGAUUGCCUUUGAGAAGGCCGAUGACUGGAAUAUUGUAAUCCUGCGCUACUUCAACCCCGUCGGCGCGCAUCCUUCCGGAAAAAUCGGCGAAGACCCGCAGGGAAUCCCAAACAAUUUGAUGCCAUUUGUUUCGCAGGUGGCCAUUGGGCGGCUGCCGGCGGUCUCGAUUUUCGGGACAAAGUGGGCAACUCCUGAUGGUACGGGCGUUAGAGACUACAUUCACAUUGUCGACUUGGCGAAGGGCCACGUGAAGGCUCUAGAUCGGAUCAAGAAAGAAGGGCAUGUAGGCACCGAAAUCUUCAACCUCGGGACUGGCCGCGGUUACUCCGUCCUCGAGAUGGUUGCUGCCCUAGAAAAGGCCAGCGGUCUACUGCGACCCGGCGCUCGCCGAGCAAAAGCUGGGCUGGAAGGCGCAAAGCUGGGACGGCAUAACACGAUUGAUUUGGGCUUUUCCUCCAUAGCAAUUGACGAUAAGCGGCUAGCACUAAUUGAUUGUCCAGGCCACUCUUCUCUAAUCAGAUCCGUGCUGGCGGCUAGUACGGUAUUUGAUAUGGCAAUUGUCGUUGUUGACGCCUCGCAUGGAAUCGAGCAACAAACCGCCGAACACCUUCUGCUCGCGUCGCUGAAUUCGGAAAUCGAAAUUCCGAUGCUGCGAGAAAAGUGCAAAGUCAAAGGAAUUCAAUCAUGGAAAGAAGAUGUUGAGAAGGUGAACGUGGAGCCGUCU